Molecule: messenger RNA, 744 nt
Organism: Aricia agestis (brown argus)
Lineage: Eukaryota; Metazoa; Arthropoda; Insecta; Lepidoptera; Lycaenidae
Exons: 1
Coding region: 1-744 (247 amino acids)
Source: RefSeq, a predicted model, not a curated record
AUGGCAGAAGCUGCUGUUCGAUCAACUAAAUUUCAUUUAAGACGUAUUCUAAAUUUAACUCACCUCACAUAUGAGGAAAUGUCCACUUGUUUAGCCCAAAUAGAAGCUAUACUAAAUUCCAGACCGUUAACCCCAUUCUCAUCAGAUCCUUCAGAUCUCUUAGCUCUAACUCCCUCUCAUUUUCUAAUUGGUCGUACUCUCACUACCGUGCCAAAUCCACAGAUAUCCGAGGAUAUUAACAUUAACCAGUUGCAACGCUUCCGUCGGGUGGAAAUAAUAAAACAACAUUUCUGGCAAAGAUAUGCUAAUGAUUAUAUUUAUUCACUUCAGCAGAAAACAAAGUGGCACCAUAACAAGAGAGACUUGAUGCCUAACACGCUUGUUCUUAUCAAAGAUAAAAUGGCUCCUCCGCUACUCUGGAGCCUUGGACGAGUCGAGAAGGUGUUUCCUGGAGUUGAUGGAGUCAAUCGUGUAGCGCAAAUAAAAACAGCAAAGGGCGUUAUACGCAGAGCAUGGAACAAUAUAUGUGCUUUGCCUAUGGAGGAGGAUACUUUUGAAGCACACUUCAACCGGGGGAGCAUGUCCAAUCACGCAAGUUCCACGUGCAUUGGAACGGAGCGAGGGGAAGGCGGGACGGAGGCGCGGAUCGCGGGACGCGGGGGCGCCCGCGCAACACCGGCCGGCGACCGGCACUCUUCGAGAACAAUGGCUACUGUCGACACCCAUGUCGCGUCUAAUAAUUAA